Messenger RNA from Sphaerodactylus townsendi, 1703 nucleotides. RefSeq lists its product as uncharacterized. The record is from RefSeq and is a predicted model, not a curated record. The transcript has 2 exons. Lineage: Eukaryota; Metazoa; Chordata; Lepidosauria; Squamata; Sphaerodactylidae. Bases 86 to 1003 code for a protein of 305 amino acids.
GAGUGGGAGACAAACGGGACAAACAAACAGCUAAUCUGUCAGGAUUAGGAGGAACUGCUGACAUUAAUAGAUUUUGCUAACUGUGAUGGCUACAAGGAGAAACACCGCGGAAAGCAAAAGCACCAAAGUACUGGUGAACCUGACAGGCUCAACACCAGAGAAAUCUCAGGACACUGAGGCAAAAAUGGACAAACUUGAACAAAUGAUCAGCUCUGUACUUAACCUACAAACUGAAACCAAAGAGCAAAUAAUAAGGUUUCAGAAUGAAACUAAUGAACAGUUUGGGAAAAUUGAGCAAGAAUUUGGGAAAAUAAAACAAGAAAUGACAAACUUAAAAAAGGACUUGAAAGACAACUCUGGCCAUAUUAAAAAGAUGGACGAAACAUUGAGCCAUAUAAAAUCAGCUCUGAAUGAACAUGCUGAACAUAUUGAAGAAAUUGAAGACAAAAUGGAUUCUUACAAAGAACAGCAAGAAAAGCAUGCAGAACUCAUGGCGAUUUUGGAAUACAAACAGAAGGAAACGUACCUGAGGAUAAGAGGACUGCCAGAGAUGGAUAAUGAAAACUUACUGAAACGGAUCUUACCACUACUACAACAAGUCUGGAGUUUAGAAGAAGAUGAUGCCGUCAGAGAGAUCGACAGAUUAUACAGGGUUAACUCUAAGAUAGCAAGAGACAAAAAACUGCCCAGGGACAUAAUCAUCAAUUGUGUACGGAAGAGUCUAAGGGAUGAGAUUCUAAGAUACCAUGCAGCAACUAACAUACAACUGGAAGGCACGAAUCUGAUAAUCCUGAAAGAGAUUCCAACGGCAAUAAGAAGAAAAAGGAAAGACUACAACAACCUGGCCGACACCCUAAGAAUAAACAAUGUUAAAUUUAGAUGGAAUAUCCCCGAAGGCCUUUCCUUCUACUUUAACUCUAAAUACCACAACAUCAACUCUGCAAUUAAAGCUCAAGACUUCCUGACCAGCAACCAGAAGAACUUGAAAUCUAUCGAAAACUAGGUGCAGCUCGCCUAUCCUUGGCCAAACUGUGGAAAACAGACUUAGUGCCGUCAAACGAAGAAUGGAAGAACAAAGUCCAGCAAAUGUUUAUAAUGGACAAGGGAUCCCACCAAGUGAACUUUCUCCCAGUGGAAAGAUAUACAGAAAACUGGAAGCUCUGGAUGGAUUAUCAAAAAAAAAGAAUUAGAUGUGUCUUAUUUUCCAAUUGAAUACUAAAUUACUGAUUGUACAUUAUGUGAUUAUAGAAUGCUUGACAAAUGGUUUUUCUUUCACCCUUGAUUGUUAUUGUAUAUAUCACCCCCUUAUCCCAAUUUGAUAAGACGGUACUAAAUGAUAGAAUAAGUGAUGAAUAUAGUAGACAAUAAGUAAUGAUGUUAUAACUAUUAGAAUUCAAAGGAUAACUUUAAAAUGGGGAUAAGGGGCCAAAUAAAAGGAAAUAAUUUACCCAAUCAGGGAAACUUAAGAAAUAAGAAACGGUUAGAAAUACUGCUAUAGAAUAAGUAAUAGAGAAAUAUUGACUGAAGGAGAAGUCCCCACAAGUUUUAAUGUUAUGUAGCUGUCUGUUUACCCCCCCCCCCCCCAACCCAGACCCUCCCGGUAAACAAGAAAUAAUGUAGAGAUUUGACCAAUGUUAAUAGAUAUUUAUGUUUGGAUGUAAUUUGUGUUUACCUUUUCUACUUUUCAACACCAUUCCUUUCCC